CGUUGAUUUCAUUGUCUGAGAAGGCAGUGGAGACCCAGGAAAAAUCUCGCUGAAUCUGCCUGCCCCAGCACUGGUCUGAUCUGGUAUCCUCAGAUCCCUCCCGUGACCGCACCACGCCCGAGGAACUCUGAUUUGGGGUGCCACUCAGUGAUUUUGAAACUUAAACUCUUUGGAGAGACUCAGAGUGAGGUCCAUUGUGGAGACUCAGAGCUUAACAUAAGGCAGCGUCUCUCAAACUGAGAUCUGAAGACCCCUAGGAGUCCAAGGACAUAUUUUCAGAGAUGAAUCUACGUUCUGUAUUUACUGUAGAACAACAAAGGAUUUUACAGCGUUAUUAUGAAAAUGGAAUGACAAAUCAAAGUAAAAAUUGCUUUCAGCUCAUAUUACAGUGUGCACAGGAGACUAAGCUGGACUUCAGUGUAGUCAGGACGUGGGUUGGCAAUAAGAGAAGAAAAAUGAGUAGUAAGAAUUCUGAAUCAGGAGCAGCAACAACAGGAACUGUUUCUGGUACCUCUUUGGCAGCUCCAGACAUUACAGUCAGAAAUGUGGUUAAUAUUGCUCGACCCUCAAGCCAACAGUCUUCUUGGACAUCUGCCAAUAAUGAUGUCAUUGUAACUGGUAUAUACAGUCCAGCCAGUUCUUCAAGCAGGCAAGGGACAACCCAACAUACAAAUACACAAAUUACAGAAACACAUAAAAUCCCUAUUCAGAAAACGGCCAGUAAAAAUGAUACUGAGUUUCAGUUGCAUAUUCCUGUUCAAAGACAAGUAGCACACUGUAAAAAUGCCUCUCUGCUCUUAGGUGAAAAAACAAUUAUUUUGUCAAGACAGACAAGUGUGCUGAAUGCUGGGAACUCAGUAUACAAUCACACAAAGAAAAACUAUGGAAGCUCUUCAAUGCAAGCCUCUGAGAUGGUGGUACCUCAAAAGCCAUCUGUGUGCCACCGACCUUGCAAAAUUGAACCAGUUGGAAUUCAAAGGUUAUAUAAGCCUGAACACACGGGUCUAGCAUCGCAUAAUUUAUGCGGGCAAAAGCCACCUCUUAGAGACCCUUACUGUAGAACACAAAACUUGGAAAUCCGUGAAGUAUUUUCAUUAGCAGUUAGUGAUUACCCCCAGAGAAUUCUGAGAGGAAAUGCUCCACAGAAGCCUAGUUCAGCAGAAGGAACUUGUUUGUCCAUUGCAAUGGAGACUGGAGAUGUUGAUGAUGAGUAUGCCAGAGAGGAAGAGUUGGCAUUGAUGGGAGCACAGAUACCAAGCUACUCAAGAUUUUAUGAAAGUGGCAGUUCCCUUCGAGCUGAGAACCAAAGUACAGCUUUGCCCGGACCAGGAAGAAAUAUGCCAAAUUCACAAAUGGUGAAUAUUAGAGACUUGUCAGACAAUGUACUGUAUCAAAACAGAGACUACCACUUAACACCACGGACCUCAUUACAUACUGCGUCUACUACAAUAUACAGUAAUACAAAUCCAUCACGGAGUAAUUUGUCUUCACAUUUUGCAUCAUCAAACCAGUUGAGGUUAUCACAAAACCAAAACAAUUACCAGAUUUCAGGAAACCUUACUGUGCCUUGGAUUACAGGGUGUUCUAGAAAAAGAGCACUACAAGACCGCACUCAGUUCAGUGACCGAGACUUAGCCACUCUUAAGAAGUACUGGGACAAUGGCAUGACUAGCCUUGGCUCUGUCUGUAGAGAGAAAAUUGAAGCAGUUGCAACCGAAUUAAAUGUCGAUUGUGAAAUAGUUCGGACUUGGAUUGGGAAUCGAAGAAGGAAAUAUCGUUUAAUGGGGAUUGAAGUUCCGCCUCCAAGAGGAGGCCCUGCUGAUUUUUCUGAGCAGCCCGAGUCUGGCUCUUUGUCUGCAUUCACACCAGGAGAAGAAGCUGGUCCUGAAGUAGGAGAGGAUAAUGACAGAAAUGAUGAAGUAUCCAUCUGUUUGUCUGAAGGAAGCUCUCAAGAAGACUCCAAUGAAGUUGCUCCAAAUGAGACAAGGGCUCAUAAGGAGGAAGACCACCACGCAGUAUCCUCAGAUAGCGUGAAAAUAGAAAUUAUUGAUGAUGAAGAAAGUGACAUGAUAAGUAAUUCUGAAGUAGAACAAGUGCAUUCUGUCUUGGAUUAUAAGAAUGAAGAAGUCAGAUUCAUUGAAAACGAGUUAGAGAUUCAAAAGCAAAAAUACUUUAAACUUCAGACGUUUGUCAGAAGCUUGAUACUAGCUAUGAAAGCCGACAAUAAGGAACAGCAGCAGGCACUGCUGUCAGAUUUACCUCCUGAAUUAGAAGAGAUGGAUUUCAAUCAUGCCUCGCCGGAACCUGAUGAUACCUCAUUCAGUGUGUCUUCUUUAUCAGAGAAAAAUGCCUCAGACAGUUUGUGAUUUGAUGGGGGGGAUAUAUGAUACAGUCUUUUGGCUGCCUAACAGGUGUGCAUUUCAAGAUAACUGCAUUCUGUUGACCCAAAAUUCUUCAGUUGGAAAAACAUAUUGGUGAAACUGACAUAUUCUGUGAAGGAUGGACAAGAUAUAAUGGUUACAUUGUAAAAAAUGUAUGUGAAACUUAAAAGCAUUAUUUGAGAGUUUCUUUCCAAACUGAUGGAACUCUGGAAAAAGAAAUUGUAUUUAAUUUUGAGCAGUUUAACUUCGAAAUGCAUAAUGUCUAAUUUCUGAAAUAUUUUUGUUUGGUUUUAUAGAAGAAUCUUAGUUUUAGUAAUAGUUUCGACCAGAGACACAAAAAUAAAGGUAUUUCUACAUUGCUUAUCAAGUUACUGAAGCUUGAUUAGUCUUGUUUUUGUAGCCAUUAUAUCUUCUUUCCUCCUCUCUCCUUUUCCUAUCAUCUACAUACACUUUUACUCAGGAAAGUGGACUGAAAAUUGAAAACAAAACUUUAAAAAUGAUUUAACCUUGAUGAGUCCUGGGAUUUAUUUUUCAACCCCUAUGAGAAUUUGACUUAAGCUAAUGAUUGAAAAUUGAAGUGGUUACUAGUAGAUAAUUGUAGAUUGUUGGUAUUCUUCCAUUAUCUAACCCAAAUAUUUGGGGGGAGGGGGGAAAGCACUAUGGAAAAGUAAUUCACCAAUGUGAAGUCAAAUAAAUUAUUAAGUGUACAAAAACAAAAUGCUGUAAAAGAUUAGUCUCACUGGGAGUUCUUUGUUGCUGCAAAUGACAAAUAUUGAUAAGAUUCACAUUCUACUAGCAAAUUUGUGUAACCCAGUUAGAUGAAAUGUUGCACAAAUAUUGCAAGUUGAUCACCAUCUUCAUAAUAUUUUUUUAGUUCUUACAUUUUAUGAAAUAGGAAGUCAAGGUAAGCCACUGAGAUUUUUUUCAUCUAGUCACUCAGCUUUGCCACAAAAUUUACCUCAUUUCCAUGUGAGGCUUAUACAGAGCCAUCAGCCAAGGAUAAUAUCCAAAAAGAGUUAUACCACUUUGUUUUUAAAUCAUGGUCCUCUGAAUUUCCUGGAUAUUAUUCUAUGAGUACACUCCUAAAAUGGGCAUGCUACCUAGUUGUUCUAUUAGUAGGUACCAGGUGGCAAAACACUCUAGACAAUUAUUUGCAGACCUUCCUUGCCAGGGUACCAGAUGGCAUUCCAAGACCAAUAGAAGGGAAAAUCCAGUUUCUCCUUGAGCACACAGUAUCAUAUAUUUGUGAGUUGGCAGUGUGGAAUUGUGUCACGUGGUUAAAUUAUUAUCUAUAUCUAAAAAAUUAAUGAAGUUGCUAGAUGGUUGUUUUGGCCAUUAAGUUUUCUAUGUUAGAUAUUUUUGUAAUUUGUAAGUAAAACCAAUUUUUUUUUGUGUGUGUGUGAGGGGAUCAGCCCUGUGCUAACAUCUGCCAAUCUUCCUCAUUUUUUGCUGAGGAAGACUGGCCCUGGGCUAACAUCUGUGCCCAUCUUCCUCCACUUUAUAUGGGAUGCCGCCGUAGCAUGACUUGCCAAGCAGUGUGUCGGUGCGCGCCCAGGAUCCGAACCAGCAAACCCCAGGCCGCCACAUCAGAGCGCACACACUUAACCACUUGCACCACCGGGCCAGCCCCAGUAAAACCAAUUUUGAUCUUGGAAUUCACAGACACCAAUUUAUGAAUGCAGACAGGCAGUCAUGAAUGUCUUUCACCUUGAAAUGUCCCCUCUCCCACACACAAAUAGGUAAGGUUCACUGAUAAUCCUUCAUUUUGUCAGUUAUUUGCUUGAUUUAAUAUUGCUGCCAUGCUACUGCUAAGGUACUUUGUAGGCAGAAAUAUUUCAGUGGUUAGGUGUACUCUUUUUUAGCUGAGAACCACAUGGUUCUUUGCAAACAAUAUUUGGUACGAUUUGCUGACAAGUCAAAUCCCGUUCAGAGAAAACAACGCUGAGUAACAGAACCUCAGAUAUUAGGAUUAAAUUUAUCGGUCACACCAAUUCUUCCAUAAGAUAAAGUCCCUACUACAUAUAGCAAAUAUAGAAACCAUUUCCUAAGGUAGCAUGAACAAAUUCCAGGCCUUCAAGUCUCUCCUAGGAUCUCACUCCUAGUCAUUGAGUUAUCUUUAAACUCUAGUUUCUUCCGCUUCAAUUUAAGCCCCUUCUUAUUUGGU
Diceros bicornis minor is the source of this 4545-nucleotide messenger RNA. RefSeq names its product highly divergent homeobox (gene HDX). Gene Ontology annotation, biological process: regulation of transcription by RNA polymerase II. Lineage: Eukaryota; Metazoa; Chordata; Mammalia; Perissodactyla; Rhinocerotidae. The transcript is spliced from 12 exons. Gene Ontology annotation, molecular function: DNA-binding transcription factor activity, RNA polymerase II-specific; RNA polymerase II cis-regulatory region sequence-specific DNA binding. The coding region runs from base 282 to 2366 and encodes 694 amino acids. The record is from RefSeq and is a predicted model, not a curated record.